AUGUUGCGCAAUUUAGCUACAAUGGCGUCGUCAUUUUCUCGUAUCGUUCGCUUCGUGCCCAAGUCCGAUGCCUCCAAAGUCUUUGUUGGAGAACCAGUCGACCCGAAGGUUGAUGUCGGGCUAGCUCUCUACGAGGGCAAAGAUGUCCAAGUAAACCGGUUCUCAGGAUCGUCUAUUCUGGCCCCGGGCGAGAAAACUGGAAACGUCGAAAGCAUCAAAACAGUUCUUUCGCCGUUGGCGCAAAGCGAAGCUGAUCUGAAAAUAAACAAACAGUACACCUCCCACGCAGCAGAGAUGGGACUCGCCAUUCCAGAACUCCCUACAGUCUUCCUCAAACCAGCCACUUCUCUCGCGGAUCCCUGGCCAGCACCGUCAAUCCUGCCCAAAAUUACGCAAAAGGACAACACCGGAGACUACGAAUCAGAAUUAGCGAUUAUUAUCGGCAAGACCGCAAAGGAUGUCUCCGAGGCUGAUGCUCUCAACUAUGUGCUUGGAUACACGGCCGCCAACGACGUCUCCAGCCGAACGUCACAGACAAACCAAAGCCAGUGGUGUUUUUCCAAAGGAUUCGACAGUGCAUGCCCGCUAGGCCCUGUCGUCGCGUCGUCGUCCCUCGUCCCCGAUGCAGCCAAACUCCGGAUUACUGGAGCCAGAAACGGCACCGUCGUCCAAGAUUGUCCUCUCACAGACAUGAUCUUCAGCGUAUCGCAACUUGUCAGCUUCCUCUCACAAGGCACAACCCUACUACCCGGCACCGUCAUUCUCACAGGUACUCCGCCAGGCGUUGGCGCCGCAAAGAAGCCUCCACAAUUCCUCAAGGCUGGUGAAGAAUUCCGCGUCACGCUGGACCCCCAUGUUGGAACGCUGGUGACUCGGUUUGAGAACGAGCAAUAG
Talaromyces rugulosus is the source of this 894-nucleotide messenger RNA. RefSeq lists its product as uncharacterized. The transcript is spliced from 5 exons. Gene Ontology annotation, molecular function: acetylpyruvate hydrolase activity. Lineage: Eukaryota; Fungi; Ascomycota; Eurotiomycetes; Eurotiales; Trichocomaceae. The record is from RefSeq and is a predicted model, not a curated record. The coding region runs from base 1 to 894 and encodes 297 amino acids.